Messenger RNA from Suncus etruscus (white-toothed pygmy shrew), 7214 nucleotides. It is a transcript of the gene RBM33, whose product is annotated as RNA binding motif protein 33. The transcript is spliced from 18 exons. The record is from RefSeq and is a predicted model, not a curated record. Gene Ontology annotation, molecular function: RNA binding. Lineage: Eukaryota; Metazoa; Chordata; Mammalia; Eulipotyphla; Soricidae. Bases 2 to 3475 code for a protein of 1157 amino acids.
CAUGGCGGCCGCCCUGGGAGCGGGCGGCGCCGCCGAAGCCGGAGAUGACGACUUUGACCAGCUCGACAAGCCUGGUGCAGAGCGGUCCUGGAGAAGGAGAGCUGCAGAUGAGGACUGGGACAGUGAACUUGAAGAUGACUUACUCGGAGAAGACUUGCUGUCUGUCAAAAAGAAUCAGUCAGAUUUGUCAGAUGAAGAGCUAAAUGAUGACCUUCUGCAGACUGAUAAUGAGGAUGAAGAAUUCAGUUCUCAGAGUGUCUCAAUUGGCCUUAAUGCCACCUCUGGCCUGGUCACAUCGUUUGAGCUGUCCGACACCACACACGAUCAAUCUGGAGAGCAGGAGUCCGAGUAUGAGCAGGGGGAGGACGAAUUGGUUUUCCACAAGAGCACUGUGUCCGAGCUGUACGUGCACGAGUACCCGGAGGGCAGUCAGUACCGGGGCCCUGACCCCGAGCUGACCAACGAGCACCUGGAGUACGUGGAGGAGCCCGAGGAGGAGCCACUGUACAAUGACGAAGUGUUAGACCUCGAGAUCAACGAGCCUUUAGAUGAAUUCACUGGAAGUAUGGAGACUUUGGAACUCCAGAAGGACAUUAAGGAAGAGUCGGAUGAAGAAGAAGACGAAGAUGAAGAGUCUGGACGAUUACGUUUCAAAACUGAAAGGAAGGAAGGAACCAUCAUUAGACUCUCAGAUGUUACUCGAGAGAGAAGGAACAUUCCAGAAACUUUGGAGCUUUCGGCAGAAGCCAAAGCUGCACUGCUUGAAUUCGAGGAGAGAGAGCGGCAGCAUAAACAGGGCCGCUACAGCUCCAGGCGAGGAGGAAGGCGAGGAGGCGCCGUCAUGUGUCGUGGUAUGGGGGACCAGCGGCGCGACAAUAGCGAGAGGGGGAGAGUCAAGGAGCACAGAACGGCCAUGCUUCCCACACAGCCUUCCACGGCGACACACUCACCAAGGCUGAUCCCUCCUCCGCAGCCACAGCCGCCCCCACCGCCACCACAGCAACCCAUCCGGAGCCUGUUUCAGCAGCCGCCACUGCUCCCGCUGCAGCACCCACACCUGCCCUCCCCACCGCAGGGCCUGCACCUGCCGUCCCAGAUGGACACCCCACGUGUGAUGAUGACACCCCCACCUGUGGCCCCGCAGCAGCCCAAGAACAUCCACAUCAACCCCCACUUCAAGGGGGCGGUGGUAGCGCCAGUACAAGUGCCCUUGCUGCCCAUCCCAAGCCAGCCAAGACCAGCCGUGGGACCCCAGAGAUUCCCUGGUCCUCCCGAGUUUCCACAGCACACGCCUGGGCCCGUGCCCAACAGCUUCACCCAGCCCCCAAGGUUACCCCUACAAGACCAGUGGAGAGCCCCACCACCACCUCAAGACCGGGACCCCUUCUUCCUGGGAGUUUCAGGUGAACCCCGGUUCCCGAGUCACCUCUUCUUGGAGCAGCGCAGCCCACCACCCCCACCUCCCACUCUCCUUGGCAGCAGCCAUCCGGUGCCCUCGCCCACACCCCUGCCCUUCACACAGCCUGGACCUGCAUUCAGCCAGCAGGGCCAGCAGCCUGUGUUCCCCCGGGAGAGAGCCGUGAGGCCAGCACUGCAGCCGCCAGGACCCGUGGGGCUCCUCCACUUCAGCCAGCCGGGUUCCGCCAACACCAGGCCCUUUCUCCCCCCAAGACAGCCCUUCCUGCCUGGCCCUGGACAGCCCUACCUGCCCGCACACGCACAGCCUGGCCUGCAGGGGUCGCUGCACCCCCCGAUGCCUCCUCCCCACCAGCCGCAGCCGCAGCCACCGCCUCAGCACCCACCACCACCCCAGCACCAGCCGCCUCAGCAUCAGCCGCCACAGCACCCACCACCGCAGCACCCACCGCCGCAGCAUCCGCCGCCGCAGCACCCGCCGCCACACGCGCCACAGCCGCACCAGCACCACCUCUCAGUGCCGCCCCCGCCUCUGCUGCCCAUGGCACAGCCGCCCUUCAGGCCGCACCUGCAGACGCCACCGCCACAGGCCAGCAGCAGCCGGAUGCAGGGCCCUCCGAGGCAGGGCCCUAGGCAUAAUUCCACAUCCCAGAGUCUGAACAAACGGCCGUUGCAGCAGAUGCCGCCUGCCGCUGCCCGCAACAGUAACCUGCGUGAGCUUCCCGUGGCCCCACCGCAUGUGCUGGACAUCCUGGAGAUGAGCGGCCGCUGCUUGGCCACCUCUGCCACAGGGCCUGUGCAGGGCAAGGUGGACAGCAAGAACAAGACUGCCAGCACUGCAGUACCAGCCAAGGAGGAGGCCAAGACUGAGCUGGAGUUCCCAGAGGAGGAUGAAGAGACACGUCUGUACCGCCUGAAGAUUGAGGAGCAGAAGCGGCUGCGUGAGGAGAUCCUGAAGCAGAAGGAGCUGCGGCGGCAGCAGCAGGCAGGCGCCCGCAAGAAAGAGCUGCUGGAAAGGUUGGCGCAGCAGCAGCAGCAGCAGCAGCAGCUGGGCCCAGGCCCAGCACUGGCGCCCACCCCACAGGAGGAACCAGUGACCACACUGUCCCCCGCCAAUGGUGGCCCCCUGCUGCCCUUCCCCGGUGCGCAGCUCCGGCAGAACGUGAGGACCAGGCUACUGGGAAAGGUCCCAGACAGCACCAGCAACCAGCCCAAACCCUCCCACUCUCUUCUGCCGGCAGCACCCAGCCAGGGUCAGGGACCACAGGCCAAGCCACUCAAGCACGUACGACCUGCCCGUGCUGCACCCUUGAAUCCUGCCCAGCACAGAGUCCCGCAGGUGAAGCCUGAUGAGGGGGAUGGGCCACCCCCCCCACAGACCAUACGCACAGCUGUCCUGCAGAGCCGACCCUCUGACAGCAAGCCUGGUGCCAAGAGGACAGUCAUGCACCGGGCCAGCAGCGGUGGCAGCGGGGACGGGCCGCACAUCAGCUCCAAAGUUAGGGUCAUCAAGCUGUCCGGAGGGCAGGGAGGCGAGAGCGACAGCUUCUUCCCAGCUGAGGCCCCAGCACAGCGGCUCCCCCUGCCCGACGUGAGGCAACAGCCAGCCCGCAAGGUGACGCUGACCAAAGGCACCCUACAGCCGCAGGCCCACCUGUCCGGGGGUGCCCACAUUCACCCUACCGCCCCCCCGGGCAUCAGGAGCAUCCAGGGCAUCCACCCUUCCAAGAAGGUGAUUCUGCAUGGGAGAGGCCGAGGUGUGGCUGGCAGUCUGGGCCGAGGCCGCCUCAUGCCCAACAAGCAGAACCUGCGUGUGGUAGAGUGCAAGCCACAGUCCUGCGUGGUGUCCGUGGAGGGGCUGUCCUUGUCCACCACCGACGUGCAGCUCCGCAGCCUGCUCAUGUCCGUGGGGCCCAUCCAGAGUUUGCAGAUGCUGCCCCAGCAGCGCAAAGCCAUCGCCAAGUUCAAAGAGCCGGCCCAUGCGCUCGCCUUCCAGCAGAAGUUCCACAGGCACAUGGUCGAUCUGUCUCACAUAAAUGUGGCCCUGAUCGUGGAGUGAACGCGGUCCCGAGAUGCUGGCCUGACGCUGUUCUGCCACACGGAGUUUCUCCUUGAGCCAUGGGUUUGGAUGCCCCGAGCACAGCCUCGCCUGCCCUGUCCUGCCCUGUGGGACUGUUGUCGCAGCGCGGACUCUGGAGGACGGAACUCGUGGACACGUGGCCUGGCGCCGUGUUUAAUCGCGUCUGAGUCUGUGGGCGCCACCGGGAACUCGGGGUUUUGUUUCCAUUGUUGCCCAUGACCGCGCUGCAUGUAGGCUAUGGUUGUCCUUCAGAAAGAACAUUCGAUAAUGGUUGCACUUACCUUCCGCCAGGCUCCGUGACACUUUGCUCACGAGCUUGACUUGUCUUGACUGCACCAGAGGCCCCCAAGGCUCAGGGAAGUGUGGGUGAGAUCCAGACGGUGCUUCCCGUAAGGUCCCGCCAGCACCACAGUCACCCCAGUCACAGCCCACUCUUGUGGGCUCUUGUGGGAACCGGCCAGGGACAGGUACAGCUUUCCUGGUCCUGGGCAUGUUCUUCUCUAGACUUGACUCAGUUGCAGCUCUGGGUUUUCGGACUCCACUGGCUUGUAUCUAGAACAUUCCGGGCCGCCAUUGCUCUGCCCACUUCUUUAAGUAAGGCCUAUGUGAGCAGAGCUGUGCGGGCCCUCAGCAAGGUAGGAACAGCUUCGGCCUGUGUUCUGUAGUUCAGGGGUCGGCACGGCGGAGCGGGGUGAGGGCCCACGAGUGCCCUGGUGCCCCAUGUGUGGGCUGCGCAGAGGGGACCAGGCAUCUGAGUGGAGCCUGGGCCCUGCUGGUACAGACGUAGAUGCUCCGGAGCAGCAGGGAAGGGAAUGGGAGCUGUUGGUGCUGUGAGGGGCAAGGCCCGGGCAUGGAAGCCCCGCACCAAGUGUCUGUAGGCAGGGCCAGGCCAGAGUCUGUAGGACUCUGAGUAGCCCAUGGCAGAACCUCUUUUAGCCCACUCCUCUUCCCUCUUUCCAGCACAGGUGGACAGUGGGGUGGGUGGGUGGGGGGUGGUGGUAGCCGUGCCACUGGCACUUGAGCCAGUGUCUGAGUCACUGCAGCCGCCCUGGCAUUCGUAGUCUAGAGAGAGCGGUGGCAACAGGAGUGCUGACUGGGAGGGACUGUGACCCUUCCCUGUGGGCUCCCUGAAACCAAGUCUCUGAAGCAGGUCAGCAGCUUCUGCCUCGUUAGCCAGUGCAGCCCCGGGCACCAGAGUGCAAGACCUUGUGAGUCUGGGCGCACACACCAGCAAGCUUCCUCUGGACAGCUGAGUCAGCCCCCCCACACCCCCCACCCCCGGAAAGGUCCUGGCAGCAGUUACCUUCCCGCUGCUGCCCACUGCCCACAGAGGGAGUCAGGGCCCUGAGCCCGGCCUCAGGAAGAUCGGUUGCAACCAUUAUCUUUGUUCUUUCUUUAUCAUGCAUUUAAAACGAGAUGCAGAAACACUUGACGUUGUAUAUACGGACCUUCUCAGAUUAAACCGUUAUUGGACACGCUUCCCCUUCAGCAACAUCUUAGGUAUCUAUUAGUUCCCCUGUUGUCUCACCAAAGUCGGAUGGAUCCAGUUCCGUAAUUGUUGGUGCGUGUGUGUGCACAUUCGAUUUUUAUAAAGAUGCUAGUAAGUCACUCCGUUGACCCUGACCUGUGUAUUAUUUGUUCACGACUUCCCACAGCUUAGCCAGUGAUACUUGCCUAGCUCGGGAGGUAAAAACACACGAGGCUGUGGUGCAGCCCAGGUUCUGUUUUCUUUUUGCAUUUUCUUGCUUUGAUUUUGUGCUGUACUGUAAGCUCCCUCCUGUGGCUGCUUCUCUGAGAAACUCGGACUGAUGAGCUGGAAGGGAAGAAGCGGCUUUGACCAUCCCGGGCGUCUUCAGAAGGUGGCAGGAUUGGGGAGAGGGCUAGGGGGGUGAGGGGCUCCUCUUCGGUGUGUAAUUUUUAAUGUCCUGCUUCCACAGUGCUCCGGAAGGCAGCUGUGGCCUCCCUGACCUGGGCCUCUGGAUCUCGUUUCCUUCUGCUAACAAGAGUUGGGCGGGGGUGUACUAUGUGGAUAACCCACUUCUCUUUUAACACACUGACUUCUCAGGGCCCACAGCAGACAAGGGAAAGGCUGCGGGUGGGCAUCCAUGGUCUGGGCGGACAGAGGUCAUCGGAUGAGGGUGCCACUGCUGAGUGUGUUCUGUGGGGGUCCUUUUGGGCUCACCUGGAAUCCCUGUCUGCGUGCUUUGUUUGUGUUUCUCAGCGGUUUGCUCAGAAAGGUAAGCUCGCCGCUCGCUCCCUUGAGGUCAGACUCCGAGGAGUGACCUAGCCCUGACCCUGAGCUUCCUCCCUACCCCUGGGCAUCCCGUGGACACUCCUUCCUUUCCCCCAUUAGCUCUUUCUUAACUGCAGGGGUGGAAGGUGACUGAGUCCCCAGUGACUGGGCAGGGAGGGGCCUUGUGGCCCCUCCAGUGCCUUGUCCUGGAGGACAGUGACAACACUGCUGACUGAGACGUUCCCCUGAGCCUGUGACCUGUGAGCCCUCUAGGACUUUUGGGGACCUGCCGCCAUGGGCUGGCACAGUCAUGAAUCCUAAGGAUUCUGUGUGAGGUGCCAUGCACCCGUGUGAGCGCCUGCUACAGGCGUGAGCCCAUCAGGCCCGCGUGCAGGGUCUGAGCCAAACUUGAUCCACAUUGGAUCCCAGGUAUGCGCCUUCGGCGCUGCUGCUACGUGGAGCUGGUCUUCACGUGGGGCUGGGUUCUCUGGCCCAGCAGCCUAGAGCCCGGUGUCCUCGAUGAGGACUUGUUCUUUUCCAGACUUGCAGCCAACUUGAAUAUCGUCUCAGGUUGGUGUUUGGCUUUGUUCAUUCUUUUUUGGGCCCCCUUUGAGUGCCCCUCUGGGCCGGGGUGCUGGUGGAGGUGCAGCUAGACGGCAGUGGUGGGGUGGCAGCAACGGUCGGGUUAUUGGCAUGUUUCAGGUUUGGAAAGCACCAUGGACACCAGAUAACCUGUUACUCAUCCUCCACUUUGCUUCCACAGUGCAGAAUCACUCGGAAUGUGUCCUGGGACACCCCUAACACUCAGGCUUUGGCCCCUUUGACUUCUAGGUGCAGCUGUCGAGCCCAGGCACAUGGUCCCUGCCUGCGCUCACCCAGCCGCUGCUGCUUCUACUUUCUGCCCUUCUGCCCCUCUGGCCUUUUCCUGGCUAAGCUUGGGUUUAGGCACCGCUGCUCUUGGGCCCAGGACGUGGGGUGCCUCCACCCAGCCUGGCCCUGCCCGCUCACACCUUUGCUUCCACAGGUCUUUCCCUCUUUUUUCUUGCAGGUGGGGUGGGACAUAACUGGCCUUUAUUUUGCAGUGGAUGAUGCUGGCGGUGGGGACGGGUGGCGGGCGGGUGGCACUAACCUGCCUCUUUGUCCCUCUACUUUACAGGACCUUUGCAUGAGCUCAGGUAGAGGUAGUGCAUCUCCCGAGUGCUGGGAGCCCCGCCGCAGCCCUCCCACCUUAGUGUGCGCCGCGGGCAGCCCCCGGAGCAGAAGCUGUGUAAUGAGUGGCUGAGCCCAGCCACUUGGCCCUUGGGCCUACCCCUAGCUCCCUAGACCAGCCCCCUUGUGUCUGUUGGUCCGGCCCCACCUGGUCGAGCCCCCUGGCCCUGUGUGAUCCCUGGAGCACUUGCACGUGCCGCCAUGUCUGGGCGUGUUGUCAUGUUCAUUGUACUGUAACCAAAGAGAUGUGUCAAUAAAGCAAGCGUCUGCACUGCC